This is a messenger RNA of Eutrema salsugineum, 1396 nucleotides long. Its product is annotated as ABC transporter I family member 6, chloroplastic. Lineage: Eukaryota; Viridiplantae; Streptophyta; Magnoliopsida; Brassicales; Brassicaceae. The coding region runs from base 88 to 1095 and encodes 335 amino acids. Gene Ontology annotation, molecular function: ATP binding; ATP hydrolysis activity. The record is from RefSeq and is a predicted model, not a curated record. The transcript is spliced from 6 exons.
AUUCCCUGGACCUAACCACACCGUUCACGCAUACUCCAUCACUCACCGGAUAACCUCCGUCGAUUUCCGCCGCAAUUUUGUGACUCCAUGGCCGGCGUAAACCUCCAGCUGCGUCACGCAUACUCGAUUGCUCAAUUUGUUCCAACCAUUUCUUCUCCUUCUCCUUCUCCUCAGCGAGCUCGGCUCGGGAUUUCACCCUCUCGUGUUCUCUUCUGUAAUCUCCGAGCUACUUCCGCCGCCGCUGCAACCCUGCGAACCACUCGCCGUUCAGCUACUGUUGCUGCUUCUUCCGUCUCCUCGGCUGUUGAUUCGUUAGUGGGAGAUCGGGAUGACGUGGGCAGAAUCCCUUUGCUUGAGGUUAAGGAUUUGAGAGCUGUGAUUGUUGAAUCGAGGCAGGAGAUACUAAAAGGCGUCAAUUUGGUUGUAUACGAAGGAGAGAUUCACGCAGUGAUGGGGAAAAAUGGUUCAGGGAAGAGCACAUUUUCUAAGGUUCUUGUUGGUCAUCCUGAUUAUGAAGUGACGGGAGGAAGUAUUGUAUUUAAAGGGCAGAAUCUGCUUGAUAUGGAACCAGAGGAAAGAUCUCUUGCUGGUCUCUUCAUGAGUUUCCAGUCCCCAGUUGAGAUCCCUGGUGUUAGCAAUAUGGAUUUCUUGAAUAUGGCAUUCAAUGCUCGAAAAAGAAAGCUCGGUCAGCCAGAGCUUGAUCCAAUCCAGUUCUACAGCCACUUGGUAUCAAAGCUUGAAGUUGUGAAUAUGAAGACCGAUUUUCUGAACCGAAAUGUCAAUGAAGGAUUUAGUGGUGGUGAAAGGAAACGCAACGAGAUUCUACAGUUAGCGGUCCUUGGAGCCGAGUUGGCUAUACUGGACGAGAUUGAUUCAGGGUUGGAUGUUGAUGCUCUUCAAGAUGUGGCAAAGGCGGUGAACGGGCUUUUGACACCAAAAAACUCUGUUCUGAUGAUAACACACUAUCAACGCCUACUUGACUACAUCAAACCAACUCUCAUACACAUCAUGGAGAAUGGAAGAAUCAUUAAAACCGGAGACAACUCCUUGGCCAAAUUACUGGAAAAGGAAGGCUACAAAGCGAUAUCCGGUUAGUUAUGGCAGGUCUUUGAAAACCGCUCUUGCUUCCUCGAGAGACCAGAGUGUUAUUUAUGGAUCAAAGACAAUGGAAGCUAAAGAUGAUGUCUGGAAAUCUAAUUAGACUCUACAAUCUUUGACCGGUAGGUUUUUAUGGCUUCAUUGGUUUGCAUGAUCGACUCUUGUAUUUGGUUUUGACCCAAAAAAAAACUCGUAUUUGGUUCCUCUGUCUGUCUCGUUCGUUGGUGAACAGUUCUUCCAUACUUUUUUUGUAACUAACAACAAAAUUCAGUUAAUAAUCCAUUAAGUUCAAGUUCAA